CAGCAGGUGCGACAACAAAUUUAAGCAUCAAGCAAUUUUGUUUGCCAGGAACACAAAACCCCUUUAUUUUUGGAGGAAUUGGUUUACUUUUGCAUAACAUUAUGUUCUUGUUCUGAUGUUCUUGUUCCAAUCAAAUCAAUUUCUCGUUAUGCUCGUUAGGUAUACGUUUUGUUAACGAGACGGAUUAAAUUCAAGUUCACUUGAACUUUACCAUCGCCGUGAUAAGUGGUCGGUUUAUACUUAUGCUACUUCACGUACACCUGGUACGUGCACUUUACAUUAAACUCCUGAUAGAUCCUCAUUAUAGAAACGCCCAUCGUUAGAAUAAUAAUGUUUAACAAUUCAUGACAGACCACAUAGUUCGUGUCAAUUCAAAUGCAUGCGGUUUAAGAUUGUAUGCUGUUGGUUGCUGCAGUAUCACAAUAUUCUUUCAAAUGUUCUAUGCUGCUUCUGACUCACCUGUUUGACUAAAUUCCUGGAACUGGCCAUGUUACAAACUAGCAUUCCAUUUUUUUUGUGCAGUUGUACGUUGUGUUCGUGGAUAGUUCGAGUAUUAGGAGAUGAAUUGUGAUUUGCAUAGUUGACACCAUCGCCCAGGGGCUCGUCAUGUUCUCCACUGCGUUAACUGAUAUCGCCAACUUUAAGUGUAGAAAUGCUGUACUUGUACAUGGAAGGCAACAUUACAUCAUCGUCGUUUCUAUUAAAUUCUUAUUUAAUUCAUAGAUUUACACAUUGUUUGAAUAACUUUAUAAACGAUUCAGCUGCGAUGGCGACGUUAGGAACAUUUUAUAAACCAAACCAUCCUUCUAAAACCGUUUUCUAUUUUAUUCUUAAAAUCAUCUCCAAUGUGAAACAGCACCAGAACCGUAUACCAUGAUGAUUCAUACGGUUCAGUGCAUUCUUUUAGUUCUUCAAACUUAAGGACAAGUUAUAUGGAGCUAUUUUACUAUAAGUUAAGAAGGUACCUGCACACCCUAAGGUUCACUUCACUGUGGCGAUUUUAGCUGUGUGAUUGAUCUGGUGAAGAAUAUUAAAAUGCUUAUUGAUGGCCAUUUAUGUAAAAAGCAUGAACCAACUUUUCAUCACGCUUGUCGUGUGGAACGCUAUUAAGCUUUCUUUUACACAACAUCUUCACGAACUCAGCGUAAUUCCAAUCCAAAGCCACCAGCGAUACCUGCAGCUGCACAUGAAAUGGAAUUCUACUCUACCGGACGAUGCAGCGUAUACUAUCACCAUCGAACAUGUAGAUACUGACACUUGCCAACUGCAGGGAGUGUUUGAAAAUCUAAAACAUAUAAAAUGUGCUCCAAUUCUUGUUCAUGCGACGUCUACUGAUAUAAUAGCACCUUCUGAUGAAGACGGCCUGCUCAAACACGCAUGUCCCAUCCAGCAACGUUGCACCUAUGCUGUCCUUGUAGAUGCCUGGAACUACCAGAGCAGUAUACGGCAAACGGUGGAGAUUCCUGACUGUGUUGAGGAUUUGUGCUCGUGCGAUUAUGCUGUACAUUUGCCAGCCCUCGAAGACCUUACUGCCCGGGUCAAUCGCAGCAACAAUCAACUGAUCGUCAGCUGGAAACCAGGAACCUAUAACAUUGCUAAUCUACCAAACAACGUGAAACCCCAAUUCAUUACCAUUCGAGUUCGUCGAGGCACCAGCAACCAAUUAAGCUGGGGUGGUCAGCAUACCAGCAUGAAAGAGGUAACUCUCCCAUUCGACGCUAUUUCACAUUGCUUUGACAUCAACGAACUACCGGGAACCAAAUUAAUCUUCUUAGUGCAACUAAAAGUCAUAGACUCGCGAAAAUGUGAACGUGACACUGAACCGCUCAAAGUGACACUUCCGGAUUAUGAGUCCAUGGACCAACAAAAAGCUCUGUUGGAGCAAACAUCCUUUGAAUCAUCUGCCUUCGUUUUAUUGCAGCCAUACUCACGAAAGGUUAUAACCUGGUCAUUUUUCACCUUUUCAGCGGGGGGACUAUUGUCGCCUGUCCUCAUAUCCUCCGUAGUGAUCUCGCUUAUAGCAUCGUUGGUAAUUGCUAUUGUGGUUGUUUUCUAUUUCAAACGUCUUUCCAAAACUCGACGGAAUGCUAGUUGGCGUGAUAUUUGCGUGCGUACUAGCGGCGAGCAUCCCCCUAUGAUAAUGUCGGAGAACGAACUAUAUGUGGAUAUGGAUGUUGAGAAUGCUCGGGCUCGUGGUAGCGCAGAUUAUUUGGAAGUUCCUCACUCUGCUUUGCGCAUUGGUCGUGAAAUUGGUAAGGGAGCAUUCGGUAGAGUGUUCAUGGCGAGUGCAUUGAAAUUGCCAAAUUGUAAUGGACCGAAGAUUGUGGCCAUAAAACAAUUGAAAAGGUGUCCUUCGGCUGACAAACUCGACGAGUUUUUAGAUGAAAUUAGUAUGAUGAAAAAAGUCGGCCAACAUCCGAAUAUUGUGGCCCUACUUGGCUGUUGCACAAUCAAACAACCACUAACAAUGAUAAUGGAAUAUGUUGGGUGUGGCGAUCUGCUGGAAUAUUUACGUAAAAUCAGGGCCAAGCAUCUAGCUAAUAUACACCAAUUAGAAAUGAGUUCAAAAUUGGAGCAGCAGAACCUUAUACAAAACACGACUAAUAACAACAUGUUUAAUCCCAUGGGCAAAUAUCUAGAUCUUUUACAUACCUCUAGUUCAUCAGAUGCAUCGUACAUCACGCAAACUGAUACUAGUGUCACCCGUCCAUCAUUCACAGAAACUACCUACACCAUGCUUAGUGGUAUACUGGCAGAAGGAGACGGUUCAAGUGUUCGCAGCCGAUCCUCGUUAGAGUAUGUCCUCGAUCAUAAAGAGUUACACAACUUUGCUAAACAGAUCGCCUGUGGAAUGGAACAUUUAGAGGAUCUUGGCAUUACGCACCGUGAUUUAGCGGCACGCAAUAUUCUCAUAGACGAGCGGAAAACUUUGAAGAUAUCAGAUUUCGGAUUAUCGCGUACUGGCAUAUACAUCAAUUCGGUAAACAAAAAGGUUCCGUUACGUUGGCUUUCCAUCGAGGCAAUACGCGAUAAGCUGUAUUCCAGCAAGAGCGAUGUUUGGGCGUUCGGUAUAGUGCUGUGGGAAAUCGGAACCUUAGGUGGCUACCCAUACCCCACAAUAGGAAAUCACGAGCUUCAAAGCUUCUUGGAACAGGGUAAGCGACUAGAACGCCCGGAAAACUGCACUGCCGAGGUUUACGCACUGAUGCUGCAAUGCUGGCGUGAAGACCCCGCCGAACGGCCAACCUUUGAACAGAUAUCUAAGCAGCUGGAUCCACAUAAGAAAAUCUACAUAGACUUUAACGAUCUUGAACCUACCUAUGUAUUUCCACCGACCAGCGAUCAAUUGCGACUGGCUAUUGCCAACAACAAAUAAGCGAUAUGGUCAAACCACCGAAUACAUUCAAUUAGGCACUAAAGCAACGCUGUCGCAUUUUCGGCUAUACUUGACGACUAAUAUUUGCACAACUAAAAAGUUAAUACCACAGAAUCAUGCUAGAGUGAUAGGUAAGGUUGCAGUCUUAGUAACGACCAAUCAUGCAUAUCCUAGAAUGUGUGCUUGCAAUUUAUCUAUGUUACGUAUGUUCGGUCUAUGUUUACGAUAGUGUGUAAGGAGUUUCACAGGAGCUUAAGUGUUUAGUAAGGAUGCAUUCCAAGAAGUGGGCUCUUUUGCCCGCAUGUUUUUGUCGAAACACUAAUGCACCGUCACAAACGCAAACCUUUUACCGAGCGACGAACCAAGACAUAAUCUUAUGCCAUAAUAGAUUGGGUGUACUUGUUAGCUUUUUGCAAAUGUCCAAUCAUUACAGGUCUACAAACAUGAAACAAGACUGUGAUAAUCAAAAAAAAGGAAACAAUUUACAUUGUCGUUCACCUGUAUGUUAACUUGUAAUUGUUGAGGUUUCAAAAAUAAAGAAUUUAAGAGCUCAAACAAAGUCCUACGGUCAUAGUUUUUUUAUUAUAUCAAAUGCGUUUUCCCGCAGUAAACCCUCCCUGUUUUGAUACCUCCAAACCAAACCUACAAGUCCAAACCUAGCGCUCUGUGACAUUUUCCGGUAAUGAGAACUGUACCGGUCAGUGGAUUGCACGAAAUUGCAAACGUGAGACGAAGAUACAACGAUUAUUCACACAAACUCCUUAAUGGUUGUGGACAAGACACAACAAGAAACGCUAACCUCACUCCUCAGUUUCA
This is a messenger RNA of Anopheles darlingi, 4192 nucleotides long. RefSeq names its product mast/stem cell growth factor receptor Kit-like. Gene Ontology annotation, cellular component: signaling receptor complex. Gene Ontology annotation, molecular function: transmembrane receptor protein tyrosine kinase activity; ATP binding. The record is from RefSeq and is a predicted model, not a curated record. The transcript is spliced from 18 exons. The coding region runs from base 1046 to 3376 and encodes 776 amino acids. Lineage: Eukaryota; Metazoa; Arthropoda; Insecta; Diptera; Culicidae. Gene Ontology annotation, biological process: multicellular organism development; positive regulation of kinase activity; cell surface receptor protein tyrosine kinase signaling pathway.